AUGGCGCCCCUCCGUCCAGCAAGCCGCAAGGCGGCCAGUGGCCGAGGCUCGGUCAAUCACGGUCUGUUCAACGAUGAGCUGCGCACAUCGAAGAAAGACAAGCGUGUGAUCAAACACUCGACGUUCAUGGCCAAGGUGGCGAAAAACCAGAAGACGACGCCGAAACGCAGACGCCCCUCCAAGAAGCUUGUCGCCACUCUUGAUUCUCUUGCAGAUGCCCUGCCCGACGCCGAACACCAGGACCAGUCUGAGCUGGCCGACCAGGCUCACCUUAUCAAGCACAAGACGUUGAAAACCCGCCCGGGAGCGAUGAAGAGGAAAGAGAAAAUGGAACAGCUGGAGCGUGAUCGCUUCAUGAAGAACAUGUCGCAGAUGAAUACCGUUGAAAGCAACACAGCAACGACGCAGACAACUGGAUCUGAUGCCACCGAAUCGAACUCGACUACAAGUCGCUGGGCAGCCCUGAGAGGCUUUAUAUCGCAGACCAUGGAACACCAGCCUGCAUUCAAGAACGCAAAAUGA
Talaromyces rugulosus is the source of this 522-nucleotide messenger RNA. RefSeq lists its product as uncharacterized. The coding region runs from base 1 to 522 and encodes 173 amino acids. Gene Ontology annotation, biological process: maturation of SSU-rRNA from tricistronic rRNA transcript (SSU-rRNA, 5.8S rRNA, LSU-rRNA). The transcript has 2 exons. Gene Ontology annotation, cellular component: nucleolus; 90S preribosome; preribosome, small subunit precursor. Lineage: Eukaryota; Fungi; Ascomycota; Eurotiomycetes; Eurotiales; Trichocomaceae. The record is from RefSeq and is a predicted model, not a curated record.